AGUCGACAGCUGGAAUCGGAGUCGGGAACCACUGAAGAACACAGUCUGAACAAAGAGGCCAGGAAAUGGGCCACACGUGUGGCUCGCGAACAUAAGAACAUCAUCCAUUACAAACGGGCUCUGGAGGAAUGUGAGACUCUCGGGACUCCACCGACAGAGCAGAGCCGAAACGAGCUGGAGUUCAGGAUAGAAGAAGCCAAGGAGAACAUCCGAAAAGCAGAGACGGUGAAGCUGAAAGCGGAGGCUCGUCUGGAUCUCCUCCGUCAGGUCGGGGUCUCUGUGGAUACGUGGCUGAAGAGUGCCAUGAAUCAGGUGAUGGAGGAACUGGAGAACGAGCGCUGGGCGUCUCUGCCCACCAUCACUGCCCACGAGCUCUCGCUGUCGACCACGGUGGAUUUGGACAGAGAGGAAGGAGAAGAAUUAGAGGAGAACAUGGAGACGUAUGACGACAGCAGCUCAAGUCCUUCAGGAACACUGAGAAACUACCCCCUCACCUGCAAAGUCAUCUACUCCUACAAGGCUUCACAGCCCGAUGAACUCACCAUUGAUGAGCAGGAGAUGCUGGAGGUGAUUGAGGAUGGAGACAUGGAGGACUGGGUGAAGGCGCGGAAUAAGACCGGGCAGGUGGGCUACGUUCCAGAAAAGUACCUGCAGUUCCCCACCUCUAACAGUGUACUGAGCAUGCUCCAAUCCCUCGCCGCGCUGGACGCCAGAUCACACUCCUCCAGCAACUCCACUGAGCCUGAGCUGGCAUCAGGCAGCUUCAAUGGAGACAGCAGCA
Danio rerio (zebrafish) is the source of this 781-nucleotide messenger RNA. The record is from RefSeq and is a predicted model, not a curated record. Lineage: Eukaryota; Metazoa; Chordata; Actinopteri; Cypriniformes; Danionidae.